GAAAAAGAAAACCUUUAAAGAAAGUGUUUCUUGUGUUUUUAAUUAUAAAAAAAUAUGAUAUAUUUUUAAAUAUUGUUGCUAAACUAUUUUAAAAUUUAAUAUUUUAUAAUACAUAAUUUAAAAAUGAGAAACUUGUUGAUUUUAAUCAUGGCCGAUAUUUCAUCACAAUCGGGACAAUUGAGAACAAAAUUGGGUGAUAUCGUUGAACACAGUUCGACGGCUCUAAAUGAAGCAACAGAAGUCACAAAAGGACUACGUAAUGUGGUUGGAUGGUUAAAACAGGCCUCCAUUGAAGUGCGCGAAGCUGGCAAACGAGCUGUCUCACAAAUACAUAACACAAAUCCAAAUUUUACCCCCAGUUUUGAUUUGGAAGAAACGUAUUACAUCGCACACGCAUCUUACCGUAAACAAGAAUCCGCCUACGAUACAAAAUCGUUAUCAAAUCAGGAUCUUAUACCGCAUACACGCCACUCUCUCAGCCAGCCCCAAAGUCCUCGGGCUCGUGGUCGUAAAGAUAAUUUUACUGCCGGCUAUCAUCGUUCCACUUCGGUUAUAACGCAAUUGGAAAAAUCGAAAAUACUUUUGAAAAUGUCGGAUAAGAAUGAUAAACCCUUGUGUAUUUUACAUUACAACGAUGUGUAUAAUGUAGAUGUGACCACAGAAGUGGAACCCAUUGGUGGUGCGGCUCGAUUUUGUACAGCCAUUAAAACAUUUCAAGAUGAGGAUCCUUUGGUACUGUUUAGUGGUGAUAUCUUUUCGCCCAGCAUGUUAAGUACUUUUACCCAGGGUGAACAAAUGGUGCCGGUACUGAAUGCGGUUGGUACACAUUGUGCGGUUUUUGGUAAUCAUGAUUUUGAUCAUGGUCUCGACGUAUUAGUGGAGCUAAUAAAAAAGACCCCCUUCCCGUGGCUCAUGUCGAAUGUCGUGGACAAUGAAACGGGUCGACCACUCGGUGGUGGCAAGAUCUCACAUUUUAUAUUUCAUAAUCAAAUCUCAAUUGGUCUCAUCGGUCUAGUGGAACGUGAAUGGCUUGAAACCUUACCAACCAUAGAUCCUAAAGAAGUCACAUACAUAGAUUAUGUAGAAGCAGGCAACAAAUUAUCCACUGAAUUAAGAAACGAAGGCUGUGAAUUAAUUAUCGCUCUCACUCACAUGCGUACGCCGAACGAUGUAAAUUUAGCGGAAAAUUGUCCCGGCAUUGAUCUCAUUUUGGGUGGUCACGAUCAUGUUUACGAAAUUAAAGUGGUGAAUGGUAUAAAUAUCAUAAAAUCGGGUACAGAUUUUCGACAAUUUUCGAAAAUCGUUAUCGGCAAGGAUCGAGAUGAGAAUGGUCGUAUUAAAAUUGAUGUCCAAGCCGUAGAUGUUACAGCGAAAUAUGAGGAAGAUGUUGAACUGAAAACUGAAUUGGCUAAAUAUUCCGAGGUAAUAGAGGCUAAAAUGACUGAGGUUUUGGGAAACUUUGGUGUAGAACUGGAUGGUCGUUUUUCGGCCAUUCGUACACAAGAAACGAAUCUGGGUGAUUGGGUGUGUGAUGUAGUGCUGGCUGCUACGGGUGCCGAUGUUGUUAUAAUUAAUUCGGGUACAUUUAGAUCAGAUCAAAUACAUCCACCGGGUCCAUUUACCAUGAAAGAUUUGGUGAAUAUAAUACCGAUGAGAGAUCCAUUAAUACUAAUAGAAGUAACGGGCAAAUGCUUGUAUGAAGCUUUAGAGAAUUCGGUAUCGAGUUAUCCAAAACUUGAAGGAAGAUUUCCUCAGGUAUCUGGCGUUAUAUUUGCCUUUGAUCCCACUAAACCGCCCGGUCAAAGAAUCGAUUCUCAAUUGGUGCAAGUGGGCGAUGAGUAUUUAAAUAUGCAACAGACAUAUAAAAUCUGUAUUAAAAGUUAUAUUUAUAAUGGCUGUGAUGGCUUCACUAUGUUUAAGGAUGCUAAAGUAUUGAUGGAUGAUGACUCCUGCCCUGAACUUGGUUUAACAGUACAAAAUCAUUUUAAAGCAAUCAAUCUACGUACCGGCAAAGGUGGCCAUCACACUAAGCAUCGACAGUCCUUGGUCACACUGUCCCGCCGUCACAGUAUGGUCCAAAUGUUAGAUAAUUUAGAAUUGGAUGGCCCCUCGCCCAUACGCAAAUUAUCGGCCGGCCAUCAAGCCAAAUCAAUAGAUCUAUCCAACACGAAUUGCUCAAAAAUGUUACGUCGUGCUUCCUUAGAUGAUUUAGAACAGGCCAGUUGUCAAUUGGCUCCCAAAAUACAGCAUAGAAUAAUACGCAUACAAAAUCCCGAGCAUUAUAACCAACUACUCAUGAAAAAGGAGACUUCGAUUAAAAACUCCACUAUCACCGAAGCUGAUGAUGAAUAGAUUUAAUUCGAAUAAAUGUGUAAAAUAAAAUUUAAUUCCAUUAACACUUAAUUAACCGAUACUACUACUCCUCGUAUAAACUAAAAUGAACAUAAAACAAAAAAUAUGACAAAUGAAAAUAUAGAAUUUAUAAACUCAAAAUUAACAAACCAAAAAAAAAACGCGCAAAUUGAAUGAAUUUAAAUUUUAAAAUAGCAUUUCUUUAAUAAUUUUAUUUCGAAUAUACAUAUAUAAAUGUCUGUCACUGUGGUUGUUAAUGUACUUUCUUUUGUUGUUUUUUAUUUGUUUUAAUUUAUAAUUAUUGUUAUAGAAAACCAGAAUUUAUUUAUAACUUGAAAAAAAAAAAUAACUAUGCCUUUUUUAUUAUAAAUACUAACACUAAUAUAAUUUAGAGAAAUUAUAAAUUUAUAAACUAAACUAAAAGCUAUAGUUUUGCAUAGAAUUUCAGCAUACAUUUUUAGUAUUUUUGUAUUUUAAAUUUACAAAAUGGAAUUUAAAAAUUUUAAUUUAAAUUUUAUUUAAAAUCUGAAAAUUGUUUAAUCAUUUUUCCUUUAAAUACAUAUUAAAGGGUCUUCCAAUAAGGACUUCCGAACUUUGUCACUUGAUAGCAAUCAUAUUGUUGAAGCUAAUCUGUCAAAUCACCACGCAUGACCAUAUACAACUACGUCAGUCCGCUGAAUGGGCUAUUAAGCAGUUGGAAACUUACCCUAAUUUUCUUCAGAAAAUCAUAUUCAGCGAUGAGGCCCUUUAUAUGAACGUUCUGGGCACAAUUGUUUUUUUAACCAUUAAUUUAACAUUUAUAUAUUAUAAGGUUAAAUUUGGACUAAUUUUCCAAAGUCAACUAUAGAAAAAAGUUCCUAAUUUCCUCAAGACUAUUUGCGAUUAUGUAAAUGCAAACAUACUUUUCAAAUAAUACUGCUAAUUCCAUGCAAACUAUUUGCUAAUUAAAAUGAUAUUAAAAACUAAAAACCUAACAAAAAAAAUACAUCUUAGUUUUAAAAGAAAAGCUUUAAAUACAACAAAAUUAUUUAUACAAAAUAUUAAAACAUCAACUGUAGGAAUGAAUGAUGAAGAAUGAUGUAACAACAAUGAUUGUUAUAAAGAAAAAAAAAAUUAUUUUAAAUAUUUGCAAUGCACAUUUUGAAAAGAAUUUUUAGCACUGAAUUAUUAAAUAUUUUUUUUAAUUUUUUUUUUGAUUUAUUAUUAGAGAAAUUUCACUUAUAUACAUACAUAAAUAACAUAACAUAAAUACAUAUAUAUAAUAUACUCAAUCGUAUUAAAAUUUAGUAUAUAACUGUAACCCUCGUAUACAUACAAUAUAUAAUAACAGAUACAAUGUUUAAGACGAUAUUAAAGACAAGCUAAUAAACAACAUAAAUAAAUAGUUCUUUAAUAAAUUUAAAAAAAAACUAAAGAACAAAUAUUCGAAUAAAUAAAAAUAAAAUCCUAUAUCUGCUAACAGAUAUUUUUAGUUAAAA
This is a messenger RNA of Calliphora vicina (urban bluebottle blowfly), 3830 nucleotides long. Its product is annotated as protein 5NUC. The record is from RefSeq and is a predicted model, not a curated record. Gene Ontology annotation, molecular function: hydrolase activity. Bases 124 to 2352 code for a protein of 742 amino acids. The transcript has 9 exons. NCBI's taxonomy places the organism in Eukaryota, Metazoa, Arthropoda, Insecta, Diptera, Calliphoridae. Gene Ontology annotation, biological process: nucleotide catabolic process.